AUGGCUACUUCAUCUCUCCUCUCUACAGCCCCCGAGGUGCCACACACGACUCUUUCACUUCCUUCCCCACAUGUCCUCCUUGUCACCCUCAACCGGCCCUCGGCCCUCAACGCGAUCCCGACAGCCCAGCACGAAGCCCUCUCUCUCCUAUGGGCCUGGUACGAUGCACAACCGACCCUGCGCUGCGCCGUCAUCACGGGCACGGGCCGCGCCUUUUGCGCCGGUGCCGACCUUCGCGAGUGGGACCAGCGCAAUCACGCAGAUGGGGCGGGCCAGCUUCGCAAGUGGACGGUCGGCGACGGGUUUGGCGGGCUAUCCAACCGCGCGGGCAAGAAGCCCGUCAUCGCGGCGGUUAAUGGACUCUGCUUCGGUGGCGGGAUGGAGAUGGUGAUCAACUGUGAUAUUGUUGUUGCGGAUGGGGUAAAGGCGCGGUUUGGACUGCCCGAAGUCGGGAAGGGCGUCGUGGCCCUUGCUGGGGCGCUGCCGCGGCUUGUUAGGACUGUGGGCAAGCAACGCGCGGCGGAGAUGGCAUUGCUGGGGAGGAUCAACUACACGGCGCAGCAGAUGAAGGAGUGGGGGCUGGUCAACUUUGUGACGGCUGAGGGAGAAGCACUCAAGGAGGCGCUAAAGGUGGCCGAAGAGCUGGCCAACAACUCGCCGGAUGCCGUGAUUGUGUCUCGGGAAGGUCUGAAGCUUGGGUGGGAGGGCUUUGGUCCGGAGAUGGGUACAGAAUUGUUGGAUCGUGGGUUGUAUGGGCGGAUUGAUGCUGGGGAGAACAUGAAGGAGGGCGUGAGAAGCUUUGUGGAGAAGAGGAAGCCGGUGUGGAAGGAUAGCAAGUUGUGA
Messenger RNA from Thermochaetoides thermophila DSM 1495, 843 nucleotides. RefSeq lists its product as uncharacterized. Gene Ontology annotation, cellular component: mitochondrion. Gene Ontology annotation, molecular function: enoyl-CoA hydratase activity. The transcript has a single exon. Gene Ontology annotation, biological process: fatty acid beta-oxidation. Bases 1 to 843 code for a protein of 280 amino acids. NCBI's taxonomy places the organism in Eukaryota, Fungi, Ascomycota, Sordariomycetes, Sordariales, Chaetomiaceae. The record is from RefSeq and is a predicted model, not a curated record.